Messenger RNA from Hirsutella rhossiliensis, 1203 nucleotides. Its product is annotated as glycosyl hydrolases family 2 domain-containing protein. The transcript has 10 exons. Bases 1 to 1203 code for a protein of 400 amino acids. The record is from RefSeq and is a predicted model, not a curated record. Lineage: Eukaryota; Fungi; Ascomycota; Sordariomycetes; Hypocreales; Ophiocordycipitaceae. Gene Ontology annotation, biological process: carbohydrate metabolic process. Gene Ontology annotation, molecular function: hydrolase activity, hydrolyzing O-glycosyl compounds.
AUGCAACUCCUACAUGCGGUCCUAUGGAGCAGCUUAUUUUGGCUAUCAGUCGCUGCGGGAUCUUUGCAGUCCGUCUUUAAGCGCGCUCCCGUGCCGUACAGGGUCCAGACGCCGCCCCUGGACACGGACUGGACAUACAAGGUCGGCAGAGACCCUUGGCCCGAGCAUCCUCGCCCCCAGCUCCGUAGAGAUGUCUGGCAGAACCUGAACGGAAUCUGGACGUAUCAAGAGGCCAGGAGCGCCGCCGAUAUCGACAAGCUCCCCGGCGGUCUCCUUGAGCGCGAGGUCCUGGUCCCGUCAUCUUUCGAGUUUCAAAGGAAUGGGAAGGAAGUCGGUCACCUCCACUUUGAAGCCGUGGAUUAUGACGCCACCGUUUUUGUCAACGGAGUCAAAGUUGGCAAUCAUGUUGGCGGAUAUUUUCGAUUCAGCCUCGACGUGACGGCUCAAGUCAAGUUUGACGAGGACAACGAACUACUGGUUUUCGUAGAGCGUUCAAGAGACCACAUCCAGCAACUCGACGUGGCGGCCGGCAUGGACGGAAUCGUCACCUUGACCGCUCAUAGGCACGUGGUUGCUCGCCGAAGAGGAAAUGCCGACACGGAACUCCAGUUUGAGGUGGACAACCCCGAACUUUGGGAGCCAUCUUCGCCCACUCUGUACAACAUGACCAUCAAGAUGGGCGAAGACGAAGUCCAAAGCUAUACCGGAUUCCGAACGAUUUCCAAGGGCCUCGUCAACGGCAUUCAGCGGCCACUUCUGAACGGGGACUUUGUCUUUCUGUUCGGCACUCUCGAUCAAGGAUACUGGCCCGAUGGGCUCUACACGCCGCCCAGUCGUGAGGCUAUGAUUUAUGACCUGAAGAUGCUCAAGUCCCUGGGCUUCAACAUGGUUCGAAAAGUUGAGCCCGAUCUUCUUAUCAAGCAUCAAAAGGAGUUUCAGCGCCAGCUUGAAGUCCUCAUCAGCGAGCACAAGAGCUAUCCGUCCAUUGUGACCUGGGUCAUUUACAACGAAGGCUGGGGCCAGCGGAGAAACGCACCGUAUCCCGAAGGGCAACUCACUGAUGUCGUGCGCAGCAUUGACCCUACGAGGUUGAUUGACUCCGUGACAGGCUGGUUCGAUCACGGGUUUGGGACUUUUCCGAUAACCACCAUUACGCGAAUCCCCAGGCACGCCAUUUUAUUCCAUUGCAUCUUCCCCGUAUGA